Molecule: messenger RNA, 2648 nt
Organism: Syzygium oleosum
Lineage: Eukaryota; Viridiplantae; Streptophyta; Magnoliopsida; Myrtales; Myrtaceae
Exons: 7
Coding region: 274-2376 (700 amino acids)
Source: RefSeq, a predicted model, not a curated record
CCAAUUUCGUGCCCUAGAAACCAUCCCCCCUUCUCUCUACCCCCGCAUCGCCUCUUCUCCUCGGCCGCAAGCGAUGCGCUCCCGCCGCCCGUCCUCCGUCGCCGCCCCGCCGUCUCCGCUCUCCCGUCGGAUUCCUCGCUCGCCGGCGCUCCCGUCGCCGUCGGUCUCGUAGCCUAGCCUAGCCGAGCCGAGCCGAGCCCUUCCCCUGCUGGUUGGAUCGCCCCCGGGAUCUAUGGUGCUAGGGUUUCCGCGAUUCGUGGUCGGGGGGCGGUGAUGGACGCGGUGGAGCUGCCUUAUCCAGUUGACGUUGCGGCGGCUGCGGUGUCUAAGCUUAUUAUGGGGUCGGAUGGGUUUGUCGGUAGAGCUGGCGUCGGUGCCGGAGGCGGCGUGGUCGUCGCGGCGAAGAAGGUCGAGCCUCGCGGGGGAGGCGCCGAUUUGGACCGCGCGGCUGGGAUCCUUCCGAUCAGGCCGUGCGGCGCGGCUGGUGACAGGAAAGAUGUGGCAACUCCUGUAAAUGCUUUGGACAUGCCUUCCCAGCAUAAAACUACAGAAGCUGAAAAUUAUAGGCAUAAUCAUCUACUGCCAGAUUUCCAUAGUAAAGAUGUAGCUCAAGAUCGUCCCAGGUCUGAUGUGAAUUUUGUUCAUAGCCCUGGUUCUGAAGAUGUUCGAUUGCCAUGGAAAGCAGGGAAAGUUCCAAGGAACAAUAAUACAAGCUCCAAGAGAGCACGGAGUACUCAAGUGGAAGAUGCUUCAGCAAUUACUUUAGCUGAUGAAGUGAAGGGAUUGACAGAUAAAUCUUUGACAAGAAGUGGCUCUUUAGAGAAAAAUCAUUCGGCGAAACAGAGGACUGUAGGCAGUAAACGGGGUGAUAGAAGAAACAGCAAAGCCCCUGUGAAAAAUAGAUAUGACGCUUUCAUGACGAGGCCUUGUUCUUCAAGUUUUACUGUCUCUCCAGGAGGAAGCAAUUUUCUAGGGUUCUAUGGUCUGAAGUCAGAUAAUCGUGAUAUUACAAAGCUUGUGGAUGACCUGUCAUUAAUUGACAUCCUUGAGGGUACAUUCAAAUGCCCUAGUUUAGGCAAAGAGAAAGGGAAGAAAUCAGCUAAUGCGGAUGAUAAAUUAACUCAAUCAGUUAGAAAGGCGUGCUCCGUGCUUCAGCCCCUGAGGCGAGGCCAAUCCCAAAAUCUUGCUGAGAUAGAGAUUUGCGAAGACAAGAAAAUAUCCUCUGUGUUAAGCUCCGCAUCCCUUGCAGAAAGUGGUGCUGAGGGUGAUUACAGGGACAUGUACUCGGUCGACCCCUCUUCAUCCAAUGAGGGCCCCUGUGGGAAGCCGGAGACCUCUGUGGAUCCUCUUGAUUUGCCACUAUAUACGCCAAAUGACCUAUGGGAGAGAUUGUCACUUCCUCCGCCUAAGGAUUUGGACUCCUUGCUCCUGGAUGCUGUAAAACCUGCUUUAUCUUCAAAGAGCAUGUCUGAUCUACGUUCAGGCAAGCAAAUAGUUCGCCGAGGUUGCUUGCCGCUUUUUCCAUGGUCACAUGCUUUUAAUGGACAUUCUCGGAAUAAUUCUGAUGCCGCUAAAUUGUCCAUUAGUAGGAAUACUUGCCAGGGUAGAUGGGUAAGGGUAGCAAGUCCUGUGAUUUUGGCUGCAAAUUCAGCUGAUUGUUAUACAGACUUGGAGUCUAUCACCUAUAACGAGGGCCUGGUUCCCUCUGUAAAAAGAAAAGCAGGUAUUUUGGCGAGUAAAAUUGCUUCUCAAGAAUGUUCUGGGAUUCCACCAUAUGACUGGGCAUCAUCUUCUUCUGCAACUUGCUCUUUUCCCUCCAACCCAACUCUGGCCUUUGUUUGGUCAAAUGGAGCAGCACAAUCUAGAGUUGAGACGGAGAAUGAGAUUCAUGAGAGCCUGUGCCCAAGUCUGUUAGCCGCUGCGCAAACCUUGUGUGGUAUUGCAAGCAAAGAAUCUGGGAGGUCUUCACUGAAGUGGUCAAUAAAGCCUCUGCAGAAGGCACCAAAACCUCGGAAGUUGAAGUCGAGCAAAAAUUGUGAGGAAGCUCUUGUGACGCCAAAGUCAGAGACCAAAGAUGUCACCAAUAAUUUGGACCAAAUACUGUCAUCGAAGAAGCCUAAGCUCUCCAACAUGGACAUCUGCUUUACUAAAUCAACAAUGAGUUGGUCUACCCCCAGAUCGAGCAGAUCAUCACCAAGCAGAUCAGUCAGGGACUUUGUUGCUGAAACUAGACAUUCCAUGACUAGCAUCUCAAAGCAAUCGAGCAUGUUGCCACCAGCGGCACGGGUUUUUGAUAAGGCUUAUGACAGCCAUCAGAAGCCCAAAACGUCCAUGCCGUUGCAUUGGAGCAGAGGCAGGGGGGACGGUCUACACUGACGCACCCUCUACUCCUAUAAGGUCCAAUUUGCACUGUAUUUACUGUUUUAAGAUGGGGAAAACGGACAGAUUUUGUACAUAAUGUAUUGUCGAAACUGUGAAACAGUCGGAAAUAGAAGAUGCCCCCUCUAGGAUGCGGAAGCGGGUACUGUUGUAACCUGUAACAAUUAUUAGGUUUCGCAAAACAAGUUUAGCAUACUGAGAGGAAUUGUUUGCCGCCCUAUGUAAAGCAUUUCGAGUGGCAGUUGAAUUCUUACUCUUCUACCCCAGAA